AAUCUCCCAUCUUGCAAACUAUCACUCUUACCAUAAAAAAAUCAAACAUUUCUCAGUCAACAAUGGCCUCUCGUUCUUGCUUCCUCUUGGCUUUGCUUGUUACCUUAGCAACCCUAAACACGAGCCUCGCGGCUCGCCGUCUUUUAGACAGUACUCCUGCGCCCGAAUCCGCACCGGUUGUACCAACUCUGCCUUCGAUACCGACACUUCCAAAACUGACGAUUCCGACUGAACUGCCACCAAUGCCGUCCAUUCCAACCAUUCCAUUGCCAAAGCUUGCAGCCCCGCCCAUGCCUGAGAUCCCGAUCACUUUGCCCAAAGAAUUGCCUCCGAUGCCCGCCAUGCCCACCAUUCCUUCUAUUCCGGAGAGCAUUCCUCCGAUGCCUUCUAUUCCCAAGACGAUUCCAUCCAUCCCCGGCGUUCAGCUUCCUCCCAUUCCCUUCUUAACCCCGCCACCCGCGACCACUAGCCCGUCUACAAAUCAACAACCAAACAGUUUUACUCCAUUAUAUCCCCUCCCCUCAUUAUCUAUAAAUAGCACUCUCCUCUGCGCUAGUUCUCACAACAAGCAAACUCAUCAAUCUUGCAAACUAGUAUUCCUAGCAUCAAACAUUCCUCAUCCAACAAUGGCCUCUCAAUAUUCUUGCUUCCUCUUGGCUUUGCUUGUUACCUUAGCAACCCUAAACUCGAGCCUCGCAGCUCGUCGUCUUUUAGACACUCCUGCACCCGAGUCAGCACCGGUUGUACCAACUCUGCCUUCAAUACCAACACUUCCAAUACCGACAAUUCCGACCGAACUACCACCAAUGUCAUCCAUUCCGACGAUUCCAUUGCCAAAAUUCGCAGCACCGCCCAUGCCUGAGAUUCCAAUCACUUUGCCCACUGAAUUGCCUCCAAUGCCCGCCAUUCCUGCCAUUCCCACCAUUCCUUCUAUUCCGGAGAGCAUUCCUCCUAUGCCUACAAUUCCAUCGAUUCCUGGGUUACAGAUUCCGCACAUCCCUUUCUUAUCCCCACCUCCCGCAACGACAAGCCCAACAUCAAAACAAACCAAAUCAACUCUUGCAAACUAUUACUCCCCAGCAUCAAUACCUCUUUCACCAAUGGCCUCUUAUUCUAGCUUCCUCCUGGCUUUGGUUCUUACAUUCGCAACCCUAAAUAACAGCCUCGCAGCUCGCCGUCUUUUAGACACUCCAGCACCUGAAUCCGCACCGGCCGUGCCAACUGUACCUUCAGUACCAACACUACCAAAACCGACAAUUCCAACCCAAAUGCCUCCAAUGCCAUCCAUUCCGGCCACACUCCCAAAACCCUUGUUGCCACCAAUGCCUACUAUUCCCCUACCAAAGCUUGCUGCCCCACCCAUGCCUGUGAUCCCGAUCAUUGUGCCCACCACAUUGCCUCCAAUGCCCGCUAUUCCCACAAUUCCUUCUAUUCCACUGAGCAUUCCCCCGAUGCCUUCUAUUCCGAAGACAAUUCCAUCAAUUCCUGGGGUACAGAUUCCGUUCAUUCCUUUUUUCUCCCCACCUCCUGCGACUGCUAGCCCCUGAAGGCUAUUAUUACACAGUAGGCAGCAGGGAGAGACCUAUUCUCUUUGUUAGUUUGAUGGUGUUGUAUUAGUUGUUGUUAUUGUCACAUUACUAUGCAUGGUUAUUAUUCUUGCAUUGUCAGGAUUGUAUUUUGCGCCUGAUAUUAUUUAGGCGCCGGUCUGUUUGAUUGUACUUUCAUUACAUUGUUAGUGUUUUGUUGGUAUUCAUACUACAUA
Molecule: messenger RNA, 1762 nt
Organism: Ananas comosus (pineapple)
Lineage: Eukaryota; Viridiplantae; Streptophyta; Magnoliopsida; Poales; Bromeliaceae
Product: vegetative cell wall protein gp1-like
Exons: 3
Coding region: 63-1547 (494 amino acids)
Source: RefSeq, a predicted model, not a curated record